AUGGCAGACACCCAGCUGAACAAAUUAGCCUUCGCUUCUCGCGUCAAACGAAUCUAUGAUGCAUGGGCGGAUGCUCGUCAAAACGAGGAUUACGAGUCAAUAGCAGAUGUUGACUCUCUGUUUCUAAUUGCUGGAGAUCCUACUUCGGAUGAUGAACCUAUGCGGAAGGGGUCUUGCCUCCAGCAAUGGCUUCUUGGAUACGAGUUUCCAUCUACCCUUUUCCUAUUUCAGAAGUCCAAAAUAUCUAUUCUUUGCUCUGCUUCGAAAGCGAAAAUCUUGUCACAGAUCGAAAACGCUGCCAAACCCAUCGUCGUUGAGAUCAUCGCCAGGCCAAAGGGAAAAGACGUUCCAAGUGACGCCCUUCCGAGAUUCCACGGGGCAUACACAUCAGCAAAGAAGGUCGGCGUCUUGCUCAAGGAGUCACCUUCAGGAAAGCUUGUUUCCGAAUGGCAAGCCCUUGUUGAUGGGGCAGUCACGAAACCAGAGCUGUUGGAUAUGACGCCCGCCAUCUCAACACUCAUGGCGAUCAAAGAAGACGAGGAAAUGAAAUGCAUUCAAACCGCUGCUGCUCUGACAUCGACCCUCCUGAAGUAUCACGUCGCUCCGAAACUUGAAUCCAUUCUUGAUAAGGAAUCGAAGAUUACGCAUGACCAACUCGCCACACAGAUCGAGGCACGUCUGGGAUCUGGUGAAGGGAAGGAAGCUAGGGGCCCUGACAUGAAGGUCUGGAGCAAAGGCAAAGGCCUUGACAACGUCGAUUGGCCUUCGGUCGAGUUCUGUUAUCCUCCCAUCAUCAUUUCGAAGUCAUCAAAGUCGGGAUACGAUCUGAGGUACACUGUGGAAUCCUCUGAGGAUAACAUUGCGCACAAAGGCGUGUUCUUGGUGGCUUUCGGAAUGCGUUACAAGUCGUACAGCACAAACGUGGGACGAACCUUCAUCGUCGACCCCAACCCUAAUCAAGAAGCGCAAUACGGCAUGUUAUUGAAUCUUCAAGCGGAAUUGCUUACAUUCAUGAAAGAUGGGGUCUCUGCGCGUGAUGUUUACCAGCAUGCACUCUCGUAUAUCAAGAACAACAACACAGAACUAGAGAAAUAUUUUGUGAAGAAUAUUGGCUUCGCUACUGGCAUCGAGUUCCGCGAUGCUGGAUAUAUUCUUUCGGCAAAGAACACCCGUCUCAUCAGAAAAAACAUGGUUUUCAACCUUAGUCUUGGUUUCUCGGGUCUGACGGAUAGUUCGGGACAAAAGUAUGCAUUGAACCUGGUAGAUACCGUCAGGGUCGAAGCCGGGAAAACCUCCCUUAUUACUGAUGGAAUUAAAUCACCGAAGGACACUUUGUUUUUCUUGACGCCGGAAAGCGAAGAAGAAAAACAGAACAAAGGUAGCAAAAAGGUUCCUACUGCCCCCUAUAAAAACGGGUCUCCUGCCAAGCAGAAGACCGCUGGUGGCAAAGUUCUGCGCAACCAAACCCGCCGUGCUGCUCAAGACGAAGUUCACCAAACAGCCUUGGCCAACCUUAUUGAGCAUCAACGCGAACUUCAUGAAUCCCUUCAAACCCAAGGUCUAGCUAGAUUCUCGGAAGAUGGAGGUGCGUCAAGCGGUAAAGAAGGCAAAGGCUGGAAGAAGUUCCAGAGCUACAAGGGAGAGGGUGCCUUACCUGCUGAGGUGGAUAGGCUACGGAUUGUCAUCGAUCGUAAAGCGCAGACAGUUAUCCUACCUAUUCACGGGUUUGCUGUCCCUUUCCACAUUAAUACCAUCAAGAAUGCCAGCAAAAAUGACGAAGGGGACUUCACCUAUCUCAGAAUCAAUUUCCAGACACCUGGGCAACUAGCUGGAAAAAAAGAAGAUACACCUUUUGAGGACCCUGAAGCCACCUUUAUUCGCUCAGUGUCAUAUAGAUCCCCUGACGGUCAUCGUCUCGACAAUAUUGUCAAGCAUAUCAAUGACUUGAAGAAGGAGGCCAAUAAACGCGAGCAGCAGAAGAAGGAAAUGGCUGACGUCAUUGAACAAGGCAGUUUGGUGGAGAUUAAAGGUAGACGACCUAUCAAGAUGCCCGAGGCAUUUAUUCGUCCUGCGCUCGACGGCAAACGGCUGCCUGGUGAAGUUGAAAUUCAUCAAAACGGUAUCCGCUAUCAGUCAAUGGGCUCGCAAAAAGUUGAUAUUUUAUUUAGCAACAUCAAGCACCUUUUUUUCCAGCCAUGCGAUCACGAACUAUUGGUAAUUGUACAUCUUCAUCUCAAAGCACCUAUCAUGAUUGGCAAAAAGAAAGCUUUCGAUGUCCAAUUUUUUCGUGAAGCGACGGAUGUUCAAUUUGACGAGACGGGAAACCGAAAACGCAAGCACCGCUACGGUGACGAAGAUGAAAUCGAGAUGGAGCAACAGGAGAGAAAACGUCGAGCCAUGCUAAACAAAGAAAUCAAGGGUUUCGCGGAAAAAAUCGCCGAGGCGGCAUCUACCUCAAACGGGGAGACCUUGGAGCUCGACAUCCCUUUCCGAGAGUUGUCAUUCGAGGGAGUGCCAUUCCGAACUAGUGCACGGCUGCAACCCACAACGGAGUGCUUAGUUCAUCUCACUGAUCCACCGUUCUUGGUGGUAACAUUAUCAGAGAUUGAGAUUGCGUCGUUGGAACGUGUUCAGUAUGGCCUGAAGCAGUUUGAUCUCGUCUUGAUCUUCAAAGACUUCACCAAAACUCCUCUUCAUAUCAAUUCAAUCCAAAGCUCUCAAAUGGACGAUGUGAAGAAUUGGUUAGAUUCUGUGGAUAUCCCAAUGAGUGAAGGUCCUGUUAAUUUGAACUGGGGUCCAAUUAUGAAACACAUCAAUGAGAGUCCUUUCGAGUUCUUCCAGCAAGGUGGUUGGAGCUUCCUUGGGAAUGCCGGUGGUGUUGAAAGUGAUCAUUCUUCGGAAUCUGGCUCAAACGAUUCUGAAUUUGAAGUCGAUCAUGAUGAAUUCGUGUCAAGCCCAAGCAGUGAUGAUGCAAGCGACUUUGACAACUCGGAUGCAAGCGGCAGUGACGAGAGUGGUUCGGACUUCGGCGAAGGCGAUGACAGCGACGAAGGUGAUGAUUGGGAUGAAUUGGAAAGAAAAGCUGCCAAAGCGGAUCUGAAGCGGGCAGAAGCGAAGAAAGCUGCCGGUUCGGAUGACUCUGAAGAUGAAAGGCCAAAGAAAAAGUCGGCCGCGACAAAUGGCAAAAAGAGCAAGCGAUGA
Molecule: messenger RNA, 3201 nt
Organism: Cyclocybe aegerita
Lineage: Eukaryota; Fungi; Basidiomycota; Agaricomycetes; Agaricales; Hemipholiotaceae
Source: the annotation of a GenBank genome assembly